Myxocyprinus asiaticus (Chinese sucker) is the source of this 2676-nucleotide messenger RNA. Its product is annotated as nuclear factor 7, brain-like. The record is from RefSeq and is a predicted model, not a curated record. Gene Ontology annotation, molecular function: zinc ion binding; protein binding. Lineage: Eukaryota; Metazoa; Chordata; Actinopteri; Cypriniformes; Catostomidae. The transcript has 6 exons. Bases 103 to 1521 code for a protein of 472 amino acids.
UAGCACUGAUUGUGUAACAACCAGUGAGCUGCGGACCAAACAAAAAGGACUUUCAGAAUACAGUCGUUAGAUUAACAACUUCGAGACAACUACCAGAUCAUAAUGUCAGACAAUCAAUCAUCUACACCCUCAAACAACUCUGUAUGCCCUGGAUGCCAGGGUGAAGGGUCCCUCCUGCUACCCUGCGGGCACCGUCUGUGCCAGGCUUGUCUUCAAUUGUGCCAGCAUGAGCUCGGACAAGACCAGCUGGGCUGUACGGAGUGCUAUGGGCGCGAGUUCCUUGACAGCGUUCUGAAGGGGCUGCUCGACUCGCUGUUCAAAGGGCAGCCUCGUCGGGCGGGAAAUGGAGAGGAGGGUAGAGGGUCAGCAGAGGAUGGAGAUUUGUGCAGACAGCACGGAGAGAGACUCACUCUGUACUGUAUGGAGGAUGAGGAACUGAUCUGUGAUCAGUGUCAAGGAGAGAAACAUGAAGAUCACGACUGUAGCUCCAUAGAAGAGGCAACACAAGAGUGUAAGAGGGAGCUGAGAGCAGCUCUAAGACCUCAGCAAGAGAAACUGGAGACAUUAAACACGGCCAAGCAAACCUGCCAGGAAACUUCAGAACAUAUGAGGAGACAAGCACAGAACACAAUACGUAUGAUAAAGGAGAACUUUGAAAAACUCCAUCAGUUUCUUCAUGAUGAGGAGAUCUCCAUGCUGAGAGCUCUGAAGGAGGAAGAGGAGCAGAAGAGCCAGAUGAUUAAGGAGAAAAUGGACAGAUUAACAGAGGAGAUUACAACAUUAAAAGAGGCCAUUCGUUCAACAGAGGAGGCCAUGGGCGACGAUGAUAUGCCAUUUUUAAGGAACUACAAGAAGACAUCAGAACAAAUGGAGUGCGCUGUGCAGGAUCCUGGAGAUAUCUCAGGAGCUUUGAUUGAUGUGGCCAAACACAUUGGCUGCCUCAAGUUCAGAGUUUGGGAGAAGAUGCAGGCCAUUGUCACAUACACUCCGGUGAUCCUUGACCCCAACACGGCAGACGUCUGCGUCUCUCUGUCUGAUGAGCUCACCACCAUCCGCUACAGUGAAGAAGACCAACAGGUCCCAGACAACCCGGAACGCUUCUGCUACUACGAAUGUGUCCUGGGCUCCGAGGGUUUCAGCUCAGGUCGCCACAGCUGGGACGUUGAGGUUGGAGACUGCAGCGAAUGGGCACUGGGAGUGGUGAGAGAAUCCGUGCAGCGUAAAGAGUGGUUCCCGCCAAGCCCUGAUCGCGGCAUGUGGACCAUCUGCCUGCACAGAGGCGAGUAUCGUGCUCGGACGCCAAUCAGCGCUCCUCUAACCUUUAAGAAGAAACCUCAGAAGGUACGAGUUCAGCUCGACUUGGAAGGCGGACGAGUAAUUUUUUCUGAUGCCAGCGAUAAUGCCCUGCUCUACAAAUAUAAGCAAAAGUUUACGGAAAAGAUGUUUCCUUAUUUUUCCAAUACAUGCAAAAGGCAUCCGUUGCGUAUCUUAGCAGAGAAGGUGUCUGUGUACACGGAGUAACUCGGAGAAGCUCAUUUCGUUGAGAUGGACAAAUUGAACUGGUGCAAGAAUUAAUUACAAAGACAUGUCGGAAAUUUGCUCUAAGAAGAAACUGAGACAUUAUGAUAUGGUCACAGUUAAAGGGUAAAUACUGAUAUAUCUCAAAUUAGUUAUGUAGUAGGGUGGUAUAGCCUGUGGUCUGGGUAGGUAACCGAAAGGUUGUUAGUUCAAUCCCUACAAGAUGUCACCUUUAAAAACCGGCAUAAUGGCCAAAAAUCUAAACCGCUGCUUAAACAAUUUAUAACCUUACCCUGAGAAGGGAAAAAUAUUUAAAGUGUUUCUAAGACCACACACGUUGUUGGCGUUCCUUUAGUAAAAAGCAACUCAAUAUCACCACUUUGUGGGCUAUUAACAUAAUGUCACUAAAAACACAGGCACGUGACAUGCGUUGAGUGAAACAAAACUGUACUACAUUUUAUUGUUCGUAAAAAUGACCUGAUAAAAAGUAUUGUUUGAAUGUUGUUCAAUGUUAAAAUGUUGUCUUUAAUAAAAAAUAAAUGCUGUACUAAAAUAUAACAACGUUUUAAUGUACUUGGACUACAAAAUACAAAUGAAAAUCCAAAUUCCUGAAACAAAGAAGGUGCCGUUAAAAGAUUUUUAGAAUUUUUUCAUAAGCUGUGUAUCAAAUGGCAAAAAUAUAUAUGGCAAGAUAUUGAUCAAUCCAGACCUUAUGUAAGCAAGCUAUGAACAAAGUAUGAAUCUGUGCAGCAACAGCUCUGUCUGAUUAGACACAAACUGACCAUUAUAUUGUAUUCCUAAUUUGUAAGUUACUUUGGAUAAAAGUCAUCUAAAGAAUGUAUAUCUGAAAUAGAUGCAAGCAACCAAAUGUCUGCCCAUUUAAGUAUUUAUUUUAAUUAGUACCUGGUACAAAUUAACAGGCAGAACCCAACUACAAGAUAAUCUGUAUAUUUUUGUUUCUAUCUUUGUAAAUGUUUAUAUAUAUUUUUUAUGUUCUGUUUGUAUAUGUUUUUUAUUGGUUGAGCAGUUAAAAUGUAUAUAUUUUCUCAUUUUCGUUAUGCAUUAUAUACAGUAUAUGCAUAAUGUACACUGCCUGUAAAUAAUUUGCCGUUUGGAUUUAAAUAAUGGUUAUGAUCUGGGUUUCUUCAAUUGGUCAAG